This is a messenger RNA of Nicotiana tabacum (common tobacco), 369 nucleotides long. Lineage: Eukaryota; Viridiplantae; Streptophyta; Magnoliopsida; Solanales; Solanaceae. The record is from RefSeq and is a predicted model, not a curated record.
AUGUACAUAUUGUCUACCACAGACUACUUCUCUAGAUGGGCUGAAGCUGUUCCACUCAAGAAAGUAAAAAAGGAAAUUGUUGCCGAUUUUAUCAAGUCGAACAUAAUUUUUAGGUACGACAUACCAAGAUACAUAAUCACGGAUAAUGGAACGCCAUUUGACAACAAGCUCAUGAGGAGUCUAUGUGAAAAUUUGAAAGUUGUUUCAAAGAACAAGAGAAACUGGCAUGAGAAAAUUGGUGAAGCUUUGUGGGCAUACCGGACAACCUUCAGAACUGCUACACAAGCAACUCCUUACUCUUUGGUGUAUGGCGUAGAAGUUGUCCUUCCGUUGGAGCAACAAAUUCCAUCAUUACGGAUCACACUCUAA